UGUUUAAAGAAGCGCGUCUCAUAGUUUGUCGGUGAGGUCGUUCGUACUUCGCAAUGGGUGCAACUUCUCAAACUCUCAAAGCAAGCCGUUUACCAUAUUCCAAUCCUCUUCCACAAACCGAUUUAGACUACAAUCAAAUCUCCUAUUAACCAUCUUCCCCUUCCUUCAUUAUCAAGCAAUCCACAACUGUUCUCUUCACCUCCUCAACCCCUUUCUCAUUCACUAUCUUACGCCAACUUUUAUCAUGAACUUAGGGUUUUCUCUUCAUUAAAAGUAACUUCCUCCUUCUCAUUUCCUAACUUCAAUUCAUCCCAAUUCCAUCCUUUUUUGGGCUUUCUCUCACUGGGUUUAUUGUUUCAGCCUUUUCUAAUGAUGUCCAGAUCCAUGUUACUUGUGUUUUUGUUCGUUAUUCUCAUUAUCACUUCGCAGUUCGAGUGGAGGCAACAACUAGUACCUGAGGUUGACUCCACGGUGAACUCCCAGAAGCAGCAGCAGCAGAUAUCAACGAGGGAAGAAGCAGUUAAGGAGAAGAUAUUGUUAUCACAAGAAAGGAAUAUCCAGAGGCUCAAUGAAGUUGUACGAAGCCUCCGACAACAGUUGCAGCAGUGUAGAGGCAGGAACAUUACAAAUGGUACAGCUCUACUGAGUGCACAUAUUCUCGAGCUCGAACGACUUCAUGUAUUAGAGGACUGAUGCAAGGACGCCGCCAUGGCCAACAACAAAUUGCUAGCUCAUCUGUUAACUGUUUUCAGUAUGGUUUUUUCUUUGGAAAAACUAUGGCAGGGAUAGUGGAUCAUCCCCUCAACCUUUAGAGAGGAAGUUGUGUCAGUUACUGUUGAGGUAAGUUCACUUUGGAGGUAUGAGCCUUUUCAUGUGUAGAUAUAUCACCUGUGUUCAUAAUUGUUUGACAUCUUAUUAUUGGCUGUGGAUAAAAGAAUUCCACCAAUCAUGAAAUUUAAUUAUCCUACCAAGGUAGGUUUUUCUGUUCCCGGAAGAUGAGAGGUAUGUUAUGUACUAUGUACUUCUCAAAUUCAAUCUCAAUCUCAAUCUCAAUCAUGGCUUAUCAUUAAGCCGUAUUUAGGAUUUUA
Cucumis sativus (cucumber) is the source of this 1088-nucleotide messenger RNA. RefSeq lists its product as uncharacterized. The coding region runs from base 370 to 693 and encodes 107 amino acids. The transcript has 2 exons. The record is from RefSeq and is a predicted model, not a curated record. NCBI's taxonomy places the organism in Eukaryota, Viridiplantae, Streptophyta, Magnoliopsida, Cucurbitales, Cucurbitaceae.